Molecule: messenger RNA, 3607 nt
Organism: Myotis myotis
Lineage: Eukaryota; Metazoa; Chordata; Mammalia; Chiroptera; Vespertilionidae
Gene: CSRNP3
Product: cysteine and serine rich nuclear protein 3
Exons: 7
Coding region: 315-2114 (599 amino acids)
Biological process (GO): regulation of transcription by RNA polymerase II
Cellular component (GO): nucleus
Molecular function (GO): DNA-binding transcription factor activity, RNA polymerase II-specific; sequence-specific DNA binding
Source: RefSeq, a predicted model, not a curated record
CUGAUGGAUAGAAGAGGGAGGAGUGAAGUCUUCAGUCUGAUCUGACGGAGCAGGAGUACAGAAACCAUAUUUACAGGUACAUGUGACAGCGCUACAGCUAUGAGUGGAAUUUUAAGGGGGAAGUGUGAAGAAAUUGACAGAUCCUAUUCCUCUGUGCAGGAAUCAGAUGAUGAAGUUUUUAUCUGUGACAGUGCUGACAGUGUUGAUAGUGUCAAUCCAUCCACCUCUAAUCAUUCACUGGAAAAAAUAAGGAGAUAUCAACAGACUGAAAAGAUGUCUUCAGAGGCAUAAUCUUCAGGAAGAUACUGGCGUUCAUGAGAUCUCAAGGUACAUGUGACAGCGCUGCAGCUAUGAGUGGAAUUUUAAAGAGGAAGUUUGAAGAAGUUGACGGCUCCUCGCCCUGCUCCUCCGUGCGGGAAUCUGAUGAUGAAGUUUCCAGCAGUGAAAGUGCUGACAGUGGGGACAGUGUCAAUCCAUCCACCUCUAAUCAUUUCCCCCCUUCCUCCAUCCUCAAAAGGGAGAAGCGGCUGCGGACGAAGAAUGUGCAUUUCAGCUGCGUCACCGUGUACUACUUCACCAGGAGGCAGGGCUUCACCAGCGUGCCCAGCCAAGGGGGCAGCACGCUGGGCAUGUCCAGCCGCCACAACAGCGUGCGCCAGUACACGCUGGGCGAAUUCGCCCGGGAGCAGGAGCGGAUCCACCGGGAGAUGUUAAGAGAACACCUCAGGGAGGAAAAACUGAACUCUUUAAAACUAAAGAUGACGAAGAACGGCACCGUGGAGUCUGAAGAAGCUAGCACUCUGACCGUGGAUGACAUCUCUGAUGAUGAUAUUGAUUUAGACAACACAGAGGUAGACGAAUACUUCUUCCUACAACCCCUGCCAACAAAAAAGCGACGAGCACUGCUGCGGGCGUCCGGCGUGAAAAAGAUCGAUGUGGAGGAAAAACACGAGCUGCGAGCCAUCCGCCUGUCGCGCGAGGACUGCGGCUGUGACUGCCGCGUGUUCUGUGACCCGGAAACCUGCACCUGCAGCCUGGCAGGCAUUAAGUGUCAGGUGGAUCGAAUGUCUUUCCCGUGUGGCUGCACUAAAGAAGGAUGUAGUAACACAGCAGGUAGAAUUGAAUUUAAUCCUAUCCGUGUCCGGACUCACUUUUUGCACACAAUCAUGAAACUCGAACUGGAGAAAAACCGAGAGCAGCAGCUCCCCACGCUGAACGGCUGCCAUGGGGAGAUAAGUGCUCACAGUAGUUCCAUGGGCCCUGUGGCUCACUCCGUAGAAUAUUCUAUCACAGACAAUUUUGAGAUUGAAACUGACCCCCAGGCUGCAGUACUGCACUUGCAGUCCGCUGAGGAAUUAGAUUGCCAAGGAGAGGAGGAGGAGGAGGAGGAGGAGGAGGAGGAGGAUGGGAGCAGCUUCUGCAGCGGGGUCACCGAUUCCAGUACACAGAGCUUGGCACCCAGCGAGUCCGAUGAGGAGGAGGAAGAGGAAGAGGAGGAGGAAGAGGAGGAGGAGGAGGAGGAGAAAGGAGACAGUUUCAUGGAAGGUUUGGGUACCCAUGCUGAAGUGGUCCCUCUCCCUUCCGUCCUGUGUUAUUCUGAUGGCACCGCCGUGCACGAAAGCCACGCGAAAAAUGCUUCUUUUUAUGCCAACUCUUCAACUCUGUAUUACCAAAUAGAUAGCCACAUUCCAGGAACUCCUAACCAGAUCUCUGAGAACUAUGCUGAAAGAGACACUGUCAAAAAUGGUACCCUCUCGCUGGUGCCUUACACCAUGACCCCAGAGCAGUUCGUUGACUACGCCCGACACGCAGAAGAGGCCUACGGCUCCUCCCACUACCCAGCUGCCAACCCCUCUGUCAUCGUUUGCUGCUCAUCCUCGGAAAAUGACAGCGGUGUGGCCUGCAAUAGCUUAUAUCCUGAACACAGGUCCAAUCACCCUCAAAUGGAAUUUCACUCAUACUUGAAAGGCCCCUCCCAGGAGGGGUUUGUCUCUACAUUGAAUGGCAGCCACAUUUCAGAGCAUUCUGCUGAAAAUCCUUUGAGCCUUGCAGAAAAGAGCAGACUGCACGAAGAGUGCAUCAAAUCACCCGUGGUGGAGACCGUCCCUGUCUAGUCGCCUAAGUUAUUCUAGGACCAAGUCUUCUAUUUAAAGCACUGUAUUUAAUUGGAUUUCCUGGGCUCGUGGUUGUUUAAACUGAGGACCAAGAAAACUUGGACUGUGAUGAAUCUUCCAGACUGUACUUUGUUUUCCCCUUUCUAGCUGUGUGUCUGUGGCAUUGCACAAAUACAGUCUCUGUGAGGAUUUUAAACGAUUUCAGACUGUUUUGAUAGAAAAUGCUAAUUUUAAAAAAGCAUAGAUCACAAUUGCCUACCUGUCAAACUGUGUGAAACCUGCCAAGUUGUGUAGACCAGAGCUCCAAGUUUUGGAUUAUCGGGCCUGUGCAAAAUUGUUAACUAAGACUGGGAGAGAAUAAGAUUUAGAGUCCUACUUUUCGAUAUUAUCUGAAGAUGAUGGUGACUUUUUAAUGUAAACAUAAUUAUUGUAAGAAAAAGAUUUAAUUGUCCCAUGUGUGUUUUAUUCAUGGUAGUUCGAAGUCAUGUUUUGAUGAAAAUGAGCAGCCGCAUGUUCUUUUAAGCUGAAGAUGCAUAGUUAGUACCACCGAGCAUGCCCACAUGGAUUGCAUCUGGAAUCCAUUCACGUUUUUACGAUCAUAACUGAUCAAAUUUGCAAAUACUUUCUUAAGGGUGAAAUAGGCCUAUUUUUGCUAUUUUGGACAAAUAAAUGAGUCUAUAUGUGCAGGUCCUUACACAGUUUUCUCUCCAGUUAAGAGUUAGGACAAUCCUUUGGGGAGGGUCUAGUUCAUUGCCCUCCCUCAAUUGACUCCAGAGAUGGAGGUAGAAGGAAUUGCCUUUCUUUUUUAAACAGCAUCAUCUUGGUUCUUACCUUGGACAGCACUUUUAAACUCUACUCCCCUACAUCAAAAUGCACUUUAGUGCCCCUUCAUGGUAACUUGUGAGGGGUGGGGACUGAGAACUCUUUGAGAUGACAAAUUUUAAAACAAUUUUUUUUAAAUCUGUAACUCUGAUAAGGUUCAUAUACUUAAUAUAGAGGAAUCAUCCAAUGGUAUUCUGUGAAGGAAAAAUGACCUGUUUUCCUUCGCGGCUCUGAAGACCUAACUCUGUAAACGCAGAAGAGGCUGAGGAACAUGGAAGAGACACACCCUCAGCAACCAGCCUUUUCUACAGCGAGACCAAUCCAUCUCUACAGGAUGAGUGUAUAAUGAGAUUUCCAUUUAGUGACUAGCUGAUCGAAGCAGGGGCCUCUACCCAAAUACUCAACUAGGCCUUACUUUUCUGCAGCGUUUUGAUUUAUCUUGCCUGGGACAUUUAACAGAACAGUCCAGAAAGCAUUGAAUACUUUCUAAUUACCUCACGUUCUCUUGUUAAAGGGGACAGUUAGAAAUAAAACAAGCACUCCCUACCUUUAGAUUAUCUAUACAUGGCUCGUCGGAGGACUUCUAAGAUCCUGUUUUCCUGUAAAUUAAUUUAGGUAACUAAGUAGAGUGUUUUCCCUUCUUUUUUUCAAUACACUAUGACUACGCUAAA